Messenger RNA from Pomacea canaliculata, 4262 nucleotides. RefSeq lists its product as uncharacterized. The coding region runs from base 980 to 1684 and encodes 234 amino acids. Gene Ontology annotation, molecular function: serine-type endopeptidase inhibitor activity. Lineage: Eukaryota; Metazoa; Mollusca; Gastropoda; Architaenioglossa; Ampullariidae. The record is from RefSeq and is a predicted model, not a curated record. The transcript has 4 exons.
GGAGAGUAGUUGACAACUUCAACAUGGCCGGCAGGGAAGCAAGAAGGGAAGGGCUGGGAGAGAUUGUGGAGGGGGACUGUGUGUCAGAAGGGAGUUUUCUGAGGAGGGAGAACGACAGUGGUGACUCCACCCUCCCCAUUAGGACCUUCGACACACAGCGCCAAUGUAUAUAAUGGCGGGGCAAUACGGUGCGGGCAGACAAAUACCGCCGCAGCGCCCCCUACAGGUAGAGAAAGUUUCUCAAGGCGAAUGUAGUCCGUCGUCGACAGUUAUCUAGACGUCUUUUCCCACAACUCAUCUUUCGUUUCCCCCAACCGGCUUAUCUCCUCUCGUGCAGAAAGUACGAGCCUGUAUCCGCCUGAGACUGGGCCUGUCACUGCACCUUCACCGGGACCGCAGGUCGGCAGCUUUGAUCUGGGAGCGGGAAUGUGAAAUCUUUAGUUCAACCCUCAUUGUGGACUCGUACUGUGAAUGUGAACCAUCCGGAGAAAGUCUUCUGGCUGGGGAGACCACGUGAUUUGGAAAAAAACUAAACUACAAAUAAUAAGGAUAAGAAGUCACCAGGGGGAUAGUCCCAGUCGUCUGUAAAACUGGACAGUGGUGUACGGCUGACCUCGUCUAUAGCCUUGACUACUUUCUUCUAGGUCAGUGAUGUGUGGACAGUCUAGCUAAAACAUCCAAACAUCCUCGAAGACAGCGGUUUGAAACGUCAGUAUAUCGUACACUGCAACACAAGGCCAUCCGGAACUGGUACAUGGGCACCUAGUGCUUAUAAAAUUCAGGAGUUCCUUAAGUCAAGAAAGAGAAAACAAAAGAAUGGCCCUCCAGUCCACGAGAGUGAUACUGCGCUCUCUUUUCUUCCUUCUUUUUCCACGAGGUGGCUUCGUCUAACUUGGUAUAUGGACAGGAAGCUGACCAACUGUGCAAGGACUACAAGAAGACUUGUCCGCGGGACAAAGUGUGUGCCGUGCAGACGCUGAUGUGGCCGACCAACAUUAGGUUUCCUGUCUGCGUGCACCAGCGUGUCGAGCCCGUCAGGUCUCGCGCCUGCACUCAGGCCCCUUCCCCUGGUGGUUGUGGCGGGCAGCUAAGGAGAUGGUUCUACAACGUGCACAUGGGGGCCUGUGCCUGGUUCACCUACGGUGGCUGUGGCGCCAACAGCAACAACUUCCUUACCAGGGAAGACUGCGAGAACACCUGUAUCAAAGCUUACUCCACCACUGACACCACCACAUCCACCUUCUUGGUGAAAGACGUGGACGAGAGUGGUGUUGUGGGAAAACCAUUUCCUGACGGACGCAAGUACGUCGGACGGGAAAGUGGGGUCAGCUGGAGAGACCCCGAGCCACCUAACAGCGGUCGUCAUGGUGAUGAGAGAGACAGGGGACACUUAAGUGCAGAUAUCGAGGACGCUGGUUUGUCUUCUCAUAAUCAGCAGACACGCUUCAGCGGGACAAAGCCUCAGACAGAUUUGGUGCAGCAUGUGCCAUCUCGACUCAACACUUUGGAAAUGAGAUACGGCCGACCAGAUGAAGUCCGAACAUCUGUCAACGGUCGUUACAUCCAGAACAAAGACCACAUGAAGGGAAGAAGUUACGAGCCCGCGUUCACGCCAGUGGCCAUCAGACUACCGCAGCCCCCAUCAUUACUAGUCUCCCAACGAUCUUCAUCAGGGACAGAAUAAAACAUAUCCCUCAUCCUUCAAGGCUGGAAUCUCUGUCCUUAGACUCGCGUACGCGCGUGCGUGAACCAAACGUCCUCCCGGCACGAGCCGGUGCCUCUGACGUCACGUCGGGCGGGUGCGGGAGCCGCUGACCUCGAGCUAUGCGGCCGGAGCAGUGGAAACGGUCCGCCACGUCCCUUUCAGCUUGGACCAGACCGCGACACGAGAAACAGGAGGCGAAGACAGGAAGAGGCGACAGAGGAAUAAAAACAAGAAACAUAGACGAAGAGGGAGAAAUCGCCAGGGGCGAAAUCGGAAGCCAGCGAGCGGACUGCACACUGUGGCGAAGAGUGAACAUCUAACCGCCGUGGACCGUGACCUCCACAAGCCGCAGACAACUCAGUUCCACAACAGUCACGGAGCCAGCUUCCGUGGGGCACCUGCCCGCCUGGAGGAGUUCCAGAGAGGGCAGACCGAGUACUGGGAGGGCAACACCCAGCACAGACAGCACUCCGGCCCUGAGGCAAUGCAAGGGAGACCACACCGCAACCGCCAUAACAGAGUCAAGAAGAGAAAAAUGAAAGGAGAGCACAGGGGAGAGAAGAAGGCCAGCAGCGAGGAAAGCGAAGAAGUGAGGGCAACAAAUACUAUGACACCUUCAAACUAUUCAGAUUUCUGGAGAAGCCUCACGGUACUACCAUGAGACCUUCCCAGUAAUAUAAUAGCUGCAGAUGUUCCCUCCCCUACGACCACUCUGUCCACGCCUGCCUCUUGCCUACCUGUCAACAUCUUUGUUGACCCGUCUGUUCGCCUCUCUGUCUUUGAUUCUGCAAAUUUUGUUGUUAAGGCAGCUGCAUCGGAAUCAUCAAAAGAAAAUAAUGUUUUUUUGCUUCCACAAAUCCAUGUCACAUUUUUCUUCUAUAUGCUUCUUCUUUCUUCACCUUGCCCACGUUUAUUCCGCCAUAUUAAAUAUUUGUGGUGCUGCAAGGUAUAUGCUUUCUCAGCCGGAUGCUUGAGACUUACUUGUACAGCUGUGAGCACCGAGUAGUGACAGAGUCAACAUGUUGGUGCCACCAAAGCUCAGUUUGAUGUGCACGAGUACUCUGUUAGCAUACGGUUUUGUUUUCAUGAUAUGAAUAUACCGGUGUAUGUAUCCUCAAACAUCAAAAGUCUUCUGCAAUUUGGUGGCAUGAGGUUACUAUUUUAUUCUUUUUUUCUUAGGCUUAUGAAAUGGAGUCACAGUUUCAGUGGCUUGUAGAAAAUUUUCUAACAUAGCAAUUUUGCUUUAGUUAUACUUGUACCCUAAGUCUUAGAUAUUUAAGCUGGUCGCACAACCCGGUAAAUAAAACACAAUCAUAUCAACAGCAAAGGGAGAUAACUGGGCCCCGUCACUGCGCGCUUUGUGGUUUAGCGAACAUGAGUUGUCUCCGCAAUACAAACAUCAACCAAGCAUUCGAAAAACGCGAGAGAUAACCUAACAGAAAACAAUGAAGGCUUGUAUUUGUCUGCAAAGAUUUUUUUCUGGUGCCUGGUGAAUGCGGGUGUUUAAUAUAUUAACUUACAUAUGACACGUCACUGACACACGUUACCCUGACGUGAGACACAUACGAACUUUCCUCUUUCGCUUCCUGUGUGGUGCACGCGCGCGCGUGAAAUGUUGCGUAAACACCCGUGACACAGCGAACGUGAUCCUGGUAAUCUGCAUGAACUGUUUGCUUGUAGGAGUUGUUUGUUGUUUGUUUGCACCACUUUUCCAAAUGAGCACAAAUCUUCUCUUCCAAAGUCUUCACACCUUGUUUUUCAUUUAUGCAAAUGACGACAGACUGUUGGCCUGUAUAUUUAUCAUCUGCGCAUAUCUUUUAUUUUAUUUUUUAUUAUUAUUUUCCAUUUCACGCUUUCAAGCGGACGAAACAGGUUUCUCUGUCUCGAAUCCUUUGUGCAGCUUAUCAGUGACUCGAGUAGACUCGUCUGAACUUUUUGAACACAGUCCUAAAGUGAGUGGUUGGUGGUUUAGCGGCCAACACAUGUUCUGCUAGUAUUUAGUAUAUGUCUUGGAUUUGACUUUAGACUUAGUGUAAACUACACUACUUACAAUAGAGUUUGGGCAAACGUCAUCAUGUCCUUCGCAAAAUUCUCGUGUGUAAAUGUUUAGGGGGAAAUUUGAGAAUGCAGUGCUACAUAUAUGUACAGACACCACAACUUGACAUACAUUCGCAAAUUAUAUCAGAUACUGGAUUUAAAAUAUUGAAGCUUGAUUAGUUUUUGUUUUCUUGUUUGUGCCACCUCACAAUAUCAUAAACUAUGCACGCCAACACCAGUUUAACACAUACCUGGUAGCUGCACAAGUUUACAACACCGGUACACAGUACUGCUUACCCUUGAUUGCUGAUUUGAUUUAUCCAGACAAACUUUUAAUACCAGCGGUAUUACGAUGCGUUUGGUAAGGAAGUUUUUACUUAUUGUAUCACUUUCCGUGGGCUGAAUUGAAAAUGAUGCUUUGAUGUGUAUAUUCAUGAAUUUAGUGUCUUACUUUUCACGUUGGAAGCAUUGUAAAUCAUAAAGGUGUUGUGCAUAAUAAAUACUCUAUGUCGCAUAGUCA